Molecule: messenger RNA, 1354 nt
Organism: Doryrhamphus excisus (bluestripe pipefish)
Lineage: Eukaryota; Metazoa; Chordata; Actinopteri; Syngnathiformes; Syngnathidae
Gene: vps36
Product: vacuolar protein sorting 36 homolog
Biological process (GO): protein transport to vacuole involved in ubiquitin-dependent protein catabolic process via the multivesicular body sorting pathway
Cellular component (GO): ESCRT II complex; late endosome membrane
Molecular function (GO): ubiquitin binding; phosphatidylinositol-3-phosphate binding
Source: RefSeq, a predicted model, not a curated record
UUGGCCAUUUUAAAGCAACAUACAGGAAGUAAACAUAGGCAGAGACGCCGUAGUGUUUCUUCGUUGAGAACAAUCUGUUCUCAAUGCCACAAAAAUGGAUCGCUUUUCGUGGUCAAAUGGUCUUUUAGAAAUUAACGAGACGUUGGUAAUACAACAACGAGGCGUCAGAUUGUAUGACGGUGACGAAAAGGCUAAACUGGAUGUUGGAAUUGUCUUAUUGAGUACCCAUCACUUGAUUUGGAGGGACGCAAAAAAUCACGAAUGCUGCAUUUCCAUGCCACUAUCGCAGAUCAUCUUCUUUGAGGAACAGGCUGCAGGAAUAGGGAAGAGUGCAAAAAUUGUUAUUCAUCUGCACCCUGCACCACCCAACAAGGAGCAAGGUCCUUACCAACACAGCAAGUUUUCUUACAUCAAGCUGUCUUUUAAAGAACAUGGACAGAUUGAGUUUUUCAGGAGGCUAACAGAGGAAAUGACUCAGAAAAGAUGGGAGAACACUCCUGUUUCACAAUCCAUCUCAACAGGAAUCUCGUCACAGUCAGGAAGGACGCGCGCGGUGGGGAUUGUAGGCAUUGAGCGUAAGAUAGAGGAGAGGAGGAAAGAAACAGACAAAAACAUCUCAGAGGCCUUUGAGGAUCUCAGUAAGCUUAUGGUGAAGGCCAAAGAGAUGGUGGAGCUGUCCAAAUCUAUAGCAAACAAAAUAAAAGACAAACAAGGAGACAUAACAGAGGAUGAGACAAUCCGCUUCAAGUCCUACCUGCUGAGCAUGGGUAUUGCUAACCCUGUCACCAGGGAAACACACGGCUCUGGCACACAUUACCACAUGCAGCUGGCUAAACAACUAGGAGAUAUGCUCCAGGCCCCUCUGGAGGAGCGUGGAGGCAUGAUGGCGCUCACCGAGGUGUACUGUCUGGUCAACAGAGCUCGAGGCAUGGAGCUUUUAUCCCCGGAAGAUUUGUUGAAUGCAUGCAAGAUGUUUGAAUCCUUGAAUCUCCCGUUGAGGCUGCGUGUGUUUGACAGUGGUGUGAUGGUGGUGCAGCUGCAAUCUCACAGCGAAGAGGAAAUGAUCGCCUCAGCACUGGACAAUGUGUCAGAGAAAGGUUCUUUAACAGCAGAGGAGUUUGCAAAACUGUUGGGUCUAUCAGUUCUUCUGUCCAAAGAGCGGUUGCUGCUGGCCGAGAAAAUGGGCCACCUGUGUCGAGAUGACUCAGUGGAGGGUUUGAGGUUCUACCCAAACCUCUUUUGAGGUGUCUGCAUCAAUCAUGGAUUAUUAGAUAGAGAAAUGUAUCAGAACUCUAAUGCAGACUGACUGUUCCUCCUGCUGGAAUUUGCAAUAAACAUGUGAUAGACAAAUGCA